CUCUCUUUAAACCCUAUCAAAACACUCUUGAUUUUUCCUUCAAUUUAUUGUUAUUGAUGUAAAUUCCAUUGAAUGUAUUGUUACAAGAAAAAGUAAGGAAAAAAAAGAAGAAGUCUUUCUUGCAUUUUGUUAAUUCCAAAAUCUGAUUUAGAUAUGAAAUUUUAGUGUAGUUCCCUUUUUCAUUUUUUGUGCAUGGUCUAUAAAGUUUCAACAAUUAUUUCGUGUUUUCUUGAACUCGUAGAACAUUGGAUUGGAUUUCCAGUAACAAUGGAAGUGGAAUCGACUAACAACAACAAAAUCUGGAAUGUGGGUCUCUUACUAGUGGCCACUCUGUUGGCGGCAAAACUGAUUUCAGCAUUAAUAAUGCCCAGAUCCAAGAAACGACUACCGCCGGUAGUUAAUUCUUGGCCGGUUCUCGGUGGGCUGCUGCGAUUCUUGAAGGGGCCAGUGGUGAUGCUGAGGGAGGAAUACCCAAAGCUUGGUAGCGUGUUCACUCUGAAAUUACUGAACAAGAAUAUCACUUUCUUGAUUGGUCCAGAAGUAUCGGCGCAUUUCUUCAAGGCGCCGGAGUCCGAUCUCAGCCAGCAGGAGGUGUACCAAUUCAAUGUGCCCACCUUUGGACCUGGGGUAGUGUUUGAUGUGGAUUAUUCCAUUAGGCAGGAACAAUUCAGGUUUUUCACUGAGGCCCUGAGAGUUAAUAAACUCAAAGGUUAUGUGGACCAGAUGGUCAUGGAAGCUGAGGAGUACUUCUCCAAAUGGGGAAACUGUGGUGAAGUGGACUUAAAGUACGAAUUGGAGCAUCUAAUCAUACUGACAGCCAGCAGAUGUCUGUUAGGUGAAGAGGUUCGCAAUAAGCUCUUUGACGAUGUUUCUGCUCUUUUCCAUGACCUUGACAACGGAAUGCUUCCCAUCAGUGUGAUAUUUCCGUACCUGCCCAUCCCAGCACACCGUCGUCGUGAUCAAGCUCGCAAAAGACUUGCUCAAAUUUUUACCAACAUCAUAGCUUCUCGUAAACAAACUGGCAAGACAGAGAAUGAUAUGCUACAAUGUUUCAUAGAAUCCAAGUACAAAGAUGGACGCCAAACAACUGAGUCAGAAGUCACCGGCCUGCUCAUUGCUGCUCUUUUUGCUGGCCAGCACACAAGUUCCAUUACUUCCACCUGGACGGGGGCAUAUCUCCUCUGCAACCCAACAUACAUGUCAGCGGUGUUAGAGGAGCAGAAGAAUUUGACACAAAAGCAUGGAAACAAGGUCGACCAUGAUAUUUUGUCGGAGAUGGAAGUCCUUCAUCGAUGCAUAAAAGAAGCUCUGAGACUCCACCCUCCUUUGAUAAUGCUUCUGCGUAGCUCACAUUCAGAUUUCAGCGUGAAAACUCAGGAAGGCGUAGAAUACGACAUUCCCAAGGGACAUAUUGUGGCCGCAUCACCUGCUUUUGCAAAUCGACUCCCACACAUUUACAAAAAUCCAGAUAAAUAUGACCCUGAUAGGUUUGCUCCUAGUAGAGAUGAGGACAAGGUGGCUGGGGCUUUCUCCUAUAUAUCCUUUGGUGGUGGAAGACAUGGUUGCCUAGGAGAGCCAUUUGCAUAUCUGCAAAUAAAAGCAAUCUGGAGCCAUUUGGUAAGGAAUUUUGAGAUGGAGCUGAUUUCACCUUUUCCAGAGAUCGACUGGAAUGCCAUGGUUGUGGGUGUUAAAGGAAAAGUCAUGGUGCGGUACAAGCGCCGAGAGCUUCCCCUUAACUAAUUAAAUAACUCUGCUAAAAGAUCCCUAUAGCUGGUCAGCUGGUUUGCCCUUGUGUAGUUUAAAUUUUCUUCUCUUAGAUGUGCUGAAUUCUGUCAUUGCUCCUUUAUCAUCGGUCCUCUCUAAGGUUUUGGACUUCUUGCUACAUGAAGACUAUCUUAGCUAAUAAUUUAAUCUGUUUAUGUUUAGUAAUCAUGUUUGUGAACCAGGCUUUUAUGAAUGAUAAUCAGUUUACUUGAUUGCAAUUAUAACGAUGAUU
Messenger RNA from Olea europaea var. sylvestris, 1996 nucleotides. Its product is annotated as sterol 14-demethylase-like. Gene Ontology annotation, molecular function: oxidoreductase activity, acting on paired donors, with incorporation or reduction of molecular oxygen; heme binding; monooxygenase activity. The transcript has 2 exons. Bases 193 to 1740 code for a protein of 515 amino acids. The record is from RefSeq and is a predicted model, not a curated record. NCBI's taxonomy places the organism in Eukaryota, Viridiplantae, Streptophyta, Magnoliopsida, Lamiales, Oleaceae.